AUGCGAAGCCAUCCCUUCCACACUCUCCAAUCUCAAAUCGAAACUCUUCUCAUGCAACUUGGCAAUACCUUCCUGACUCCCUCUGCUCCCCGUGACGACUCGGCUCAGGAUCAUCGCUCAUCGACGGAGAUUGCAAAACAAAAUCUUGAACUUCGUUUCAAACUCAUGACACUCCAACAAGAAUUAUUGGAUUUGACAACUGACACUGAUGAAGAAGUAUUGAACAAGUACCAAAAAGAAUUUAUGAACAUUUCAAUGAAAGCCAUGAAAUCACUUUUAAACAACACAACUUCUCGAACUUUACCGAAUCUUCAAACUUCAUCAUCAUUACAUGAUCCAUCCAUGACAAGUGGCAGUUGGAUCCGAGAGGAACCCUUCUCUGAAAUUCCAUCCGUGAUGAUUUUUCAAGAAAUUUCACAAUUGAACUCACAAGUGAAACAACGAAAACAACAAUGUUUACAACAAAUGGCCAAAAUUGAUGAAUUAUAUGAACAAUUGGCUUCCAAUGGAUUAGCAAUUGAUUUAUUGACCAACAUUGAACAUCUUGUCAUGACACCUUUAGACAAGUGUCAUCUCAUCCUUACCAAUCCGUCCACUACCAAAUUUAGUAUCAAGAAUGAAAAAGAUAUCCAAUUAUUUGAUUCACUUUUUAAAGAAUUUCAACAAGUCAAAGAUCAAAUUCUUCAAGGAGAUUGCAUUCCAUUAUUGAACGAUUUUAUUGUAAAAACAGAAGAACAUGUUGAAACCAUUUCCAAUUUUUUACUGAAUUUUCAAAUUUGCACCCAAUCCAUGUUACACAAUGAAAUUCAUCGAUGUAGCAACACUCUCUCCAAUGACAGACUCAAAGACUUUGAACUUGCCAUUUAUUUGACGAAUUGGAAACAAGAUUUUUAUUCAGAAUUGAAUUUGACAUCAUGGACGACGAAUCAUUCACCCACCGUGCAAGAACUCUCGAAAACUCUUCGAGAUCUCGCUCUCCAUUUAGAAGAAGGUCAUUCCGAACAUGAAGAUCUUUCUUGGUUCAAUGAUUUGCUUCAACAAGUGAAGCGUUCACUUGUCCAUGAGUAUUCCCUUCUUUCACAACACUUUAUUAAUGCAAAUACCUUUCCACACCCAUUAUUUGAAGGACUUGUGAGUUGUAUGGUAUAUUAUCAAGAAUUGAAAUCAAUCGCCAAUGCACUCGUUCAGGAAAGUAUUCCAUUGAUUUUUCAAAAACACAAAUAUUUUGAAAAUGCUCGAGAAUUGAUUCAAAAUUUUUCACACAUGCAACAGAGAUUGGAAGAAAUUAACAAACAAAAAAGAAAUAUUGAGAGAGUGAUUAAAAAGAUUCAGUUAGAAAUUGAGGGAUUGAGAGAAGAGCUGUUAUAUGAAAAGAAUUUGGAGCAACAAGAGGUUCUAAAAAAGGAAAUUUCAGAACAAGAGUUGAAAAUUCUGACACAUAAGGAACAAGCUCGUCAAUUGAUUCAUGAAUCGAAUGAAAUUCGUCUGACUUUAUUGAAAUUGCGCCAACUUGGAUUUUCCGAAGUGUUUUCACACACUCUCGAAGAGAUGCAUCCCAUUUUGGGAAUUCCAGAACUCUCUCCUGAUUUUUUCAAACAAAUUUCUCAACUUUCUGGUUGGAGUGGUAAUCACAGCGUUUUUGAAGCCACAGAUUUUCAAUCCAAACGUUACAUUAUCAAACAAUAUCAAGUACGAGAUCACAAAGAUUUGGACAAACUUAAAAAGGAAUUGAAAAUUCUUCAAAAAAUUAAGCAUCGAAAUAUUGUCACUUUGGAAGGUUAUUAUUUAGAGACCAACACGUCACAUCGUUCCAUUUCGAUUUAUGUGGUCAUGCCGUUUUACAAUGGAGGAGAUUUAAAACAAUUUAUUUCCAGACAGAAACAACAUGAGACAAUACAACUUUUCAAAUUAGAUAUGAUAUUUUGGGAACGAUUAUGGAGACAAUUAUUAUUAGCGAUUCAACACAUUCACUCGAGUGGUGUCAUUCAUUGCGACAUCAAACCAGAAAAUAUUUUUAUUGAAAUUCAUCAAGUUCACAUUCGAGUGAUUUUGGGAGAUUUCGAUGUCAGUAUGGACACUCAAAAUCGAACAUUGAAUAUGGUCACUCGAACUUGUGGAUCUAGCGGUGGUACUUUGGAAUAUUUGGCUCCUGAAAUUGUGAAAUUGGGACAAAAAGCAUCGUUCAUGUCAGAUAUGUACGCAUUUGGAAAAACUGUCAAAAAUGUCAUGUUACAGGAAUUGAAAGAAUAUCCAUCUCUUCAUGAUCUCGUAACACAAUGUUUGAGUGAAGAUCCAUCAAAGAGACCUUCUUCUUCUGAAGCUUUGGCCAAUGCAUUUUUCACAGUCGAUACGCUUCCAAAAGAAAUUGAAUUCCAAAAUAAGUUAAAACAAGUGGAAAUCGAUCAACAAGUGUUAGAGAAGAAACAAUCAGAAAUUAGUGAAUUAUUGCAAAAUUUAGAAAAACAACGACAAGAUAUUCAAAGACAAGUUUUCGAGUUGGAAAAUGAAAGACAGCUCUAUCAAGAUGAAACUCAACAACAACGAAUGGAAAUUCAACAUCAAAUUGACAUGCUCCAAAAAAAGGAAAAAACUUUGCAAGAAUUGGAUGAAAAGUUGAGAAAUGAUUCAAAAUCUCAGCUCACGGUCUCUUUACCUUCGUAUUGGAAAUAUCGACUUGUGAAUUCUCCACAACAUGGGUCUUCAUCGCCAUUGAUGAUUGUUGAGGUGACCAAACACAUGAAAGAUAUUAUUCAAGAGUUACUGGAUUUUACUUGUCGCGCUUCAACAUUGGGAAGUGGACGAGAUCAACAAGUUCGAAUGACUUACACUCAGUUAGUGGUGCACCAGAUAUUCAGAAUUGAAAAUCCAACCUUAUUUUCCUUAUAUAGUACUCGAAAACAGCAAUUGAUGGCGUAUAAUGACCCUGCAAAUCCCAUCCAUGUUCAAACUCAUCAAGUUUCACAUUCCAAUGCUCAGACAUGGAUCAAACAAUGUGGUUUAGAUCUUUCUUGCAAUGAAGUGUAUUUAUGGCAUGGAACGAAACCCAAUGUCGUCAAAUCUAUUACAGAACAUGGAUUCGAUGAGAGACUAAGUAAUUUGAGUGGUCUCUUUGGAGCUGGAAUUUAUUUUGCAGAAAAUUGUAGUAAGAGUGAUCAAUAUUGCACUCCAGAUUCUAAUCAAGAGUAUUCCAUGUUUUUAAGUCGAGUUGUGUUGGGAAGACAAAUUUAUCAGGCAGGCGCUUCCACGUCACAAAGUUUGGGAAAUCAGAGAAGACCUCCACAAAUUCCAAAUACCAAUGGUAGAGUGUAUGAUAGUGUGAUUGGAAAGUCGAAUGCAUCAUCCAGUGCCUACACGGAAUUCAUUGUCUAUGAUAGGAAUCAGUGCUAUCCUGAAUUUCUCAUCAAGUACAAGAGACAAUAA
Messenger RNA from Naegleria lovaniensis, 3420 nucleotides. RefSeq lists its product as uncharacterized. Gene Ontology annotation, biological process: protein phosphorylation. Lineage: Eukaryota; Heterolobosea; Eutetramitea; Acrasida; Naegleriidae. The record is from RefSeq and is a predicted model, not a curated record. The coding region runs from base 1 to 3420 and encodes 1139 amino acids. The transcript has a single exon. Gene Ontology annotation, molecular function: ATP binding; protein kinase activity; NAD+ poly-ADP-ribosyltransferase activity.